GAAGGCGGCACUUGUGACGGUAUGAAGGGAGCUCCCCGCUUCUCCAGUCACAAACCGUCUCCCCGUGAAAACACCGAACGUACUGAGGAGGCAUCCGUACCACAUUGCGCUGAUAACAAGCACAAUUUGUAAAGAAGUCCUUCAACAUUUCGACGGAAAGGGGUGCAGUGUGUGGAAAAAGCUGAUGAACUGAGGAAAGCCGCCGUCCUUCACCGAUCUUCUUUAACCCUGAGAGAACCGGCUGCCUUUUUUUUCCUUCUUCAUCACCUAAAGAGGAGGCUGGGCUCCCUCGGGGUGCUAGACCCACCAUGUGCCAAAACUGGAGAGGACCUACCAGUGCCCCAUAGACAGCCUAACCUCUUGUGGACCUCGCCCUCUAGCCUGAGGACCCUCCUAAUCCUCCAUAUUGCUCCCUGGUCAAGAUGAAGAAGGUGGCAGCAUGGUCAGAAGAGGAUGUCUCUAAUUGGCUGAGCAAGGAGGGGAUGCCAGAGUACAUAGAUUUCCUCCAUCAGAUAGACGGCCCUGCUCUGCUCGGGCUCACCGAGGCAGAUUUCCAGAAGCCUCCUCUUUCGCUGGUGUCGUCUGACGGCGGACAGCAACUGUUGGAGCGACUGGAGACGCUACGGAUAGAGACUCAUAUCGAGGCUCACAAAAAUGGCCACGCAAACGGGCACGUUGGUGGACUACCCAACGGAACUACCAAACCCCAGAGAAAUGGCAUGUUGGGGAUGAAGGACCACAGGAUGGAGAUGAUUCACAUCCCCAUGCCUACAAUGGAAUCCACGCGAUCCUCGUUCCCUGCUGAGUGGGGGAAGACGGGCGUAGCGUUUGUCUACGCAGUGGUGUGCUUUGUUACCACUACUAUUGUAAUUUCAGUGGUCCAUGAGAGAGUACCACCAAAGGAGCAUACUCCACCACUGCCCGAUAAGUUUUUCGACCUGUUUGACAGGGUGGAAUGGGCCUUCUCCAUCUGUGAGAUUAAUGGCAUGUUGCUGGUGGCACUGUGGCUGAUACAAUGGAUUCUACUCAAGCACAGGUCAAUUAUAGGCAGGCGGUUCUUUUUCAUUGUUGGCACACUCUAUAUGUACCGGUGUAUUACAAUGUACAUCACGACUCUGCCUGUUCCUGGGAUGCACUUUAAAUGCUCUCCAAAGCUUCUCGGGAACUGGGAGGCACAGAUGAGGAGAGUAAUGAAAAUGAUUGCUGGUGGGGGCCUGUCCAUCACAGGUUCACACACCAUGUGUGGCGAUUAUCUAUAUAGUGGCCACACCGUCAUGUUAACGCUAACAUACCUCUUCAUCAAAGAGUAUUCUCCCAGGCGGUUCUGGUGGUACCACUGGUUUUGCUGGACUUUGAGUGCCGUGGGGAUUUUCUGUAUCCUUCUGGCCCAUGACCACUACACUGUGGAUGUGGUCGUGGCAUACUUUAUUACUACACGUCUCUUCUGGUGGUACCACACUAUGGCCAACCAGCAGCUGAAGGAGACGUCACAAAGCAACCCGUUCUCUCGGGUGUGGUGGUAUAGACUUUUCCAGUACUUUGAAGAGAACGUGACCGGCAUGGUCCCCCGGAACUAUCAGCUGCCGUUUUCAUUGCGAGCGUUGCAGUGGAACCGCGGCGUGAAGUACAGCAAACUGGACAUCCAGUGACCCCUGUCAUGUUAAAGCAGGCAAGGACUGUGACUUCCAUAAGUGCUGUUUUUAUCCAAGGAACAUGGCACUGUUCAAUGUAGCGCUGUCCCUUCACCCCUAGUAACAAACGCAUCCCUUCCAAAUGGGUAGCACUGUGACCCACCUAGUAUUUUUUUUUCUCGUCCUCUUUCUUCUCUGGUAGUAUAUGUCAACACAAAGCACUAAUUUAUUUGUUUAGUUUCCUCUUCAUAGGCCGCAUAAGUUUACUAUUUUGUAGCAGAUCUACAAAGCAUUUCAACAAACUUCUAAAACUCAAAACUUUUUUUUUUUUUUUUAAUUGAACAGGACUCGAAUACUUUUUCCCCUCACAGCACAAAAAAACCAUAAGUGAUGUCUUCAUGUUCUUAGAUUUUAGUGCAAAUAGGGUCAAUCAGAUGCUUAUUUGAGAACCAAAAUGCCAUAAGCAUUUUCUUUUGUUUUUUUUUAUAGCAACUUACGUUUUGUAAACUGUCCUUGCUAUAAUGAGUCAAAGGUGCAAAAAAUAAUUUUUCUAAAUAUGUCAAACUUUAUUUUUCAAAAGCAAAUGAUGUCCAACAAAAGAUUUUUAGAUUUUUAUCUUUUUCAAGAUGAAUAACUGAAAGCAUAAGAAUCUAAUGUGGUAUAACGUUAUUCCAGUGCCUUCCUUAGCUUGAUUGUAAAACAGUUCAAGUACUAUAUGUCUUGUGUCUCUCUGCCACGGUACCACCUCGUACCGCGGCACGGUCACAGUCUCGUUCCCAUGAAUGUAUAAAACUACGCCAGCCUUACCAGAAGAUUGGUCUUCCCAAAAUUAAGCGCAGUGAGUGAAAUGUCCCGUUUGUUUGUCGAUGCUUUAUGAUGUCAGUUUGUGCUUAGUUGGUCAAUGCAGUUCUAACAGAGAAAAUGACUGUUAAUUGUAUUUUUUUUGUUUGUUUUUUCAGCUGUAGCAUUUCAUUUCUACCAGUCAGUCUUUUAACCAACACCAGCCACGUUCAAAGCCUGAUCACUCAUGCUAAGUUGCCUGUGGGCAUCACCAUGUCUGAUCAUUUUUACUUUCUACCACAACAUCAUCUGCAAACAUCACUGCCUAAUUGGACAAGAAAUGUCUCCAAGGUGCAGAGUUAAGUUAUUCUGGACCUGGACAUGUCAUUGCAGCAUCUCUUGCUCAGGAGAUAAUGAACCUUUCUCUUGUUCCCCACAUAGAUUCCCUGUUUGAAAUCAGAAUUAACCUCAUCACUGUCUUGUUUUGUAACCUCCUUGUUGAUGAGAUGGAGAGGAAAGUGUUCAAUGUGACACUUAUCUUGAGCUAAUUAGAUGUCAAAGUUGUGAAAACAGAAGCUUCAGGCAAAGCGUCUGAAACUGUCUGUCUGAAUCUCUUCGUACUUUUAUCGUUUUGGUUUUUUUUCUUGUACUGAGUCAAGCUGCUAUUCUACAGUUUGAAGAUGGUGUAUCUUCUGUAUGCAGUGUCUCCUGAAGUGCAAUGCCAAAACAAUCUUCUCUCUAGAAGUAGCAAACAUACGAUAUGGAACUUGUUUGUGGGGAGCAAGCUGAACCAUGAUGCACAGAGCUGGUGACACAUUUGGCCAUGAGUGUGCAAACAUUGAUUUCCAUGAAUGUGAAAAUGCGUCCACAUUGAUCCUAAUCAUGUAUACGAUGACUUUUUUUUGUUGUUGUGUAAUUAUGACUGAACUGUAAAGAGCAAGUAUUACACAAGUUCAUGUAUAGGGAAAGAUUUAACUCAUUAUGUGAAACUUUUUUCAGACUGAAUUUAGUUAGCUCUGAUGAAAAACUGCACUAAUCUUUAAUUCUACAAUUUCCAACUAAAUAACAGUGAUGACGUGAUCUUUAAUCAAAGGAAGGGGGCCAGAAAACAGUAUUUUAAAAGCUUUUGAUGCCAACAGGAGUCUUAAUGUUUGAGAAAAAUAAUAGUCCAGGCUCAACCUCCUUCCUGUAGCAUCGUCCAGUCAUUUCACUUUUACAACAAUUGUCAGUUCGUAAGAGCACAGGAGGUUCCUCACUUAUGGCCAUAUUUACGAUGACGUUUGAUUGAAACAUGGCUCUCUUAAUAUCUGAGGGCUUUGAUAAGGAUGAAGGUGGGAUUUAAUGUUUGUCUUCUAGUUUGCCAAUCAAGUUAUUUUAUUUUUGUUUUUGUCUACAAGAAAUGAACGUCUGUUUUCUUGUACAUUUCUCUGUAAACUUCUCACCCUCUUUGUCCCUUUUUUGUGCGUAUACCAGAUGUUUGUAAGAUAUGAUAAAGGAUUCUACUUGGGAUGUUUUUGAAUAAAACAUUUUACUAUAAUGCA
Molecule: messenger RNA, 3952 nt
Organism: Amphiprion ocellaris (clown anemonefish)
Lineage: Eukaryota; Metazoa; Chordata; Actinopteri; Pomacentridae
Gene: sgms1a
Product: sphingomyelin synthase 1a
Exons: 6
Coding region: 423-1649 (408 amino acids)
Biological process (GO): sphingomyelin biosynthetic process; ceramide biosynthetic process
Cellular component (GO): Golgi membrane; endoplasmic reticulum membrane
Molecular function (GO): protein binding; ceramide cholinephosphotransferase activity; sphingomyelin synthase activity
Source: RefSeq, a predicted model, not a curated record